Molecule: messenger RNA, 2578 nt
Organism: Ostrinia nubilalis (European corn borer)
Lineage: Eukaryota; Metazoa; Arthropoda; Insecta; Lepidoptera; Crambidae
Product: NADPH-dependent diflavin oxidoreductase 1
Exons: 7
Coding region: 54-1859 (601 amino acids)
Cellular component (GO): cytosol
Molecular function (GO): FMN binding; NADPH-hemoprotein reductase activity; flavin adenine dinucleotide binding
Source: RefSeq, a predicted model, not a curated record
UUUGUAGGUUAUCUUGUUGUUGUUAAAGUAAUUUGGACUAUUUACUGAAUAAUAUGGGUGAUACUGGAAGGAUUUUGGUGCUAUACGGAAGCCAAACAUUCACCGCUCAGGAAGUAGCUGAAAGAAUAUGGCGGAGUACAAAAGUUUUAGGUUUUCGAGGUCCUGUAAAGGCAAUGGAUGAUUAUCCUAUUUCCAAGUUGAUUCAUGAGGAGUUUGCGAUAUUUGUGUGUGCUACGGCUGGUCAGGGGGAUCAGCCGGAUAAUAUGAAGAAGUUCUGGAAGUUUCUGCUCAGAAGAAACUUGCCUUCAAACUCUUUGGUGAAGUUAAAGUUUGGGGUUCUAGGGUUAGGGGAUUCUUCGUAUGCGAAGUUCAAUUUUGUUGGGAAACGGCUGCACAAGCGUCUCUUGCAGCUUGGAGCUACGCCGCUACUAGAUAUUGGCCUCUGUGAUUACCAACAUGACUUGGGCCACGAUGGGGUAAUUAUACCAUGGAUAAAGAACUACUUCUCUCAUCUUCAAACAUACUUUCCAAACAUCAAAACAGUCAGUUUAACCACAAACUUUAUACCACGAUGGAAAGUCUCACUAUUGAAAAAUGCUCAAAAUGAGUCCAUAGAGGAUAUAAGUAAUGAUAUUUACUUCUCCAAAGGCUGUAAAGAUGAGUUCCUUGACAGCAGACUGUUAGAAAUAGAAAAAAAUGAGAGGACCACUCAUACAUCUCAUUUCCAGGAUGUAAGGUUAAUAACCCUAAAAAUAACUGAUAGCACAAAACUAGAGUACAAGCCAGGAGAUGUAUUCAACAUCAGACCAAGAAAUAGCAAGGAAGACAUAGAUGACCUCUUUGGGAUAUUUGAAACUCACAAUAUUGAUAUAAAGCCUCACUAUAGAUUAAUGGUAGAAGAAUUUCAUGACGACAUGUCGGUACCAGAAUUUCUACAAACUCCACUGACCAUGUACGAAAUAGCUGAACAGUAUUGGGACCUCAAAGCGUACCCCACGCAAUACGUCUUCUCUCUUCUGGCGUUGAUCUCUGAAGAUAAGUUGGAAAGAGAAAAAUGCUUAGAACUUAGCUCCCCUGAAGGUCAGGAGGAUUGGUUGAAUUAUUGCAGAAGACCGAGGCGGACGAUACUCGAGGUACUCCACGACUUCCACAAAUCGGCAUCCAAAUUGACAAUCGAAUAUCUAUUCGAGCUCUUCUCCACAAUAAAACCCCGUUCGUUCUCAAUCGCCAGCAGUUGCUUGCCCAGUGCAAGCCAAAAGCUAGACUUGUUGAUGGCAGUAGUGAAUUAUCAUACUAAACUGAAGAAAGCGCGAUUGGGUUUAUGUUCCAACUGGCUAGCAAGUCUGAAGGCUGGGGAUAGAGUGUACGGCUGGAUCAAAGAUGGGAGCCUGAAGUUUCCUGAACCGACAACCCCACACAUUUUAAUAGGUCCAGGAACAGGACUAGCUCCAUUCAGAAGUCUAAUUCAAGAGUACGAAUUCAACGGAACCCUGGACAAAGAAAACAUUCACCUCUUCUUUGGAUGUCGGUAUAAAGAGAAAGAUUUCCACUGCAGAGAAGAAUGGGAGAGACUUGUGGAUGAAGGGAAGCUGACGUUGUAUGGCGCAUUUUCGAGAGACCAAGAUAAUAAAAUAUACGUGCAACACAAAAUAGCAGAACAUGGCGAUAAGCUCUGGCCCCUCAUCAGUGAAAGAAACGCACACAUCUACAUAUCUGGCAACGCUAAGAACAUGCCGGACAAUGUUAAAGACGCUUUUGUGGAUAUAUUCAAACAAAACGGGAAUUUACCUGAAGAUAAGGCCAAGGAAAUACUUGGAGAUAUUGAAAAGAAUGGACGGUUGCAAGUGGAAGCUUGGUGAUUAAAAAAAAAGCCUUCUAGCAGGAUUGUUAGCAAAAUCAUUUACAUACUUCGAUAUUAUCGACAGUAUUUUUUAUUAUUGUAAUUCAAUAUUACAACCCGAUCGAGUUAACUGCGUACCUCCCUGUUAUGUUUUUUUUUAUCCACAACGAGGAAGCUCUUGGCCUGUAUCUCACCUGAUGGUAAGUGAUGAUCAGGCCGAAGGUGGAAGCGAGCUUCACCCGGAAUCCUCAACCACAGAGGAACUGGCUAACUUACCUCUAACUGCCGGAAUGCAACAAUGCUGUUAACAUUGUUGUUAUGGCGACAGACUUAGGUAAGAUGGUGGUAGCUAGCCAGGCGGACUUAGAACAAGCCCUACCACCAACCAAACCGAACAGAAAAAUCUGCCCCCACUGGGAAUCGAACCCGCGACUUCUGCGUCUGAAGCAGGUGGUCUUACCACUAGACCACAAGCGGUUAUGUGACUCCCUUGCACACCUCUCCGCGUUCGCCCCGUCUGUACCAGAGCGUCGAUGUGACGUCACGGCUGCCAGGUUGACUCGGGUUGUAAUUAUGGUUUGUAAUUUAAUUAACUACCUCAUCCUUCAAAUUGAGAACAGUUUACUUAUACUUGUAACACUUAUUUUAUCAUUUUUGUCAGUUCCAGAAACCGUACCUUCUGUAUUUUAUUGCUAUUAAGUUUUAUAAUUACGUUUGUAUAUUAUGCAUUAUAUUCCA